AUGGGAAAGGCGAGAGUACUGUAUUGGUUUCGCACCGACUUGCGACUGCACGACUCGCCCGCCCUCAAGGCAGCACUUGACCUAGAUCCCGAGGUUCUAUGGCCAAUUUUUACAUGGGAUCCGCAUUAUGUCUAUAGGGCAAAGGGAGGCGUGAAUAGAUGGCAAUACUUGCUCGAUUGUCAGAAUGACCUGUCAAAAUCCAUAACCAAACUGAAUCCAAAGUCAAAGCUCUUCGUCUUGCGUGAGGCCCCGCAGACUGUCCUCCCCAAAGUCUUCAAGGCCUGGAAGGUUACGCAUCUUGUCUUUGAGAAGGAUACCGACUCUUAUGCUCGUGAAAGAGACAAGAUCGUCACUGAACUGGCCGAAAAGGCAGGAGUCAAAGUCAUCAGCCCUUAUGGCCGGACACUAUGGGAUUCAGACGACGUAGUCAAAAAGAACGGCGGGAAAGCUACCAUGUCAAUCACACAACUUCAAUCGGCUGGUAAGAAAGUCGGAGAUAUACCACGGCCCAUUCCAGCUCCAAAGUCACUCCCCGAUCCGGGUGAGAUGCCAGUAGAUUUCAGUCAGGAUCGACCAAAGAACAAGCCAGAUCUUAUUGCUCCGUUGCGCGUCGGACAAGAACAUGCAUAUAACAGCAUAGCCGGGCCAAAGGGGGACUUUGCCAUUGAGACCCUCGAAGAACUCGGCUUCGCGGCUGCCACAACGCCUCAUCGCGGAGGGGAGACGCUUGCGCUCAAGACCCUCGAGCACAUUAUUGCUGAUGAGGAGUAUGCCGCCACUUUCCAAAAGCCCAAGACAAGUCCGGCAGCAUUCAGACCGCAGGCCACUACACUAUUAUCUCCGCACAUGCAUUUUGGAUCUCUCUCUGUGCGGCUUUUCUACUGGCGAGUCCAAGAUUUGGUGAACAAAUAUAAAGGUGCUUCCACGCCGCCCGAAAGCCUGACUGGCCAGCUUUUGUUCCGCGACAUGUACUUUGCGGCCCAAGCCGCAAUCGGCUCGCCCUUCCUACAGACCAUCAAUAACCCGUACGUGCGCUUCGUGCCAUGGCACCUCCCGUCCAAGGUCGAAGAGGGCACCGAGACGGGCACCAACGCCAUCAGCGGCGAAUACCACAUUGACUCGAAAGAGGCAGAACAGUGGUUUCAGCGGUGGAAAAGGGGUACCACGGGCUUCCCCUGGAUCGACGCGCUCAUGCGGCAACUGCGCCAGGAAGGCUGGAUACACCACCUGGGCCGGCACUCGGUCGCUUGCUUCUUGACGCGCGGUGGUUGUUACAUCCAUUGGGAGCGCGGCGCCGACGUUUUUGAGGAGCUGCUCAUUGAUCACGAGCCCGCGUGCAAUGCCGGUAACUGGCAGUGGCUGAGCUGCACCGCCUUCUUUGCCCAGUACUACCGUUGCUACAGCCCGGUCGCCUUUGGUCAGAAGUGGGAUAAAGAAGGCAAGCUGAUCCGCGAGUAUGUGCCAGAGCUUAAGAAACUGGACGCAAAGUACAUCUAUGAGCCGUGGAAGGCCCCCAAGGCGGCUCUGGACAAGGCCGGCGUCAAGAUUGAGGGAAAUGGCCUCGGCGAGCACAAGGAGGGCACUUAUCCGGGCCCGAUGCUGGAUUUUGGAGAGAGGCGGGGCGUAUGCAUUGCUGCUCUCAAAACUGCCUAUCACAUCAACCUGCAUGGAAACGAUGAACAGGUGAAGAAUGGCGAGUGGAGGAAAUUGUUUAAGGAGGCGGGCGAGACGGAGAUGGAGGUGGAGAAAUACGAGGGUAGUGAUCACGAUGAUGAUGGCGAGUAUGCAGACGAUGCAGACAAUCAUGCGCACAAGAGAAAGCCUCAGAAGCAAGGGCCCAUGGAUAAGCAUGUCAAGAAGCAGAAGAGGGGAGUUGAUUAUUGA
Molecule: messenger RNA, 1884 nt
Organism: Pestalotiopsis fici W106-1
Lineage: Eukaryota; Fungi; Ascomycota; Sordariomycetes; Amphisphaeriales; Sporocadaceae
Exons: 2
Coding region: 1-1884 (627 amino acids)
Biological process (GO): circadian regulation of gene expression; entrainment of circadian clock by photoperiod
Cellular component (GO): nucleus; cytoplasm
Molecular function (GO): FAD binding; DNA binding
Source: RefSeq, a predicted model, not a curated record